Lutzomyia longipalpis is the source of this 1649-nucleotide messenger RNA. RefSeq lists its product as uncharacterized. Bases 417 to 1421 code for a protein of 334 amino acids. NCBI's taxonomy places the organism in Eukaryota, Metazoa, Arthropoda, Insecta, Diptera, Psychodidae. The record is from RefSeq and is a predicted model, not a curated record. The transcript is spliced from 3 exons.
ACGUCUGACUUGAAGAAAAAUGUGCUUACGGAGUUUGAGAGUACAAACAUCGUGGAGAGGGAAACGCGUCUCUCGCAUCAGCUUCUCAGUUCAUGUGAGUUAGCCAAGCAGUGAAGAUCAGUGAUCGUGAGUUUAAGAGUGGCGCGCGAUCAGUUUAGUUUACAAAAAAAACCAACGAUUAACCAUAUUGAUGAAAUAAAAAGAAAAUGUGCACGAGUGCAGAACUGCAGUGACGUGAUCGCAAAAAAACAGAGAGAGAAAGAAUUUCACAAGAGAGGAAGGAAAUAUAGGAAAAAAACAAGUGAUCGAGACGCAAAAAUUGUGUAAAUAUUUACUAAAAGGAAAAAAAAAAGUUGCCUGCACCGAAUUAUAUUUCAAAACAUAAAUUGGUGGAUUAUGGAGAAUGCUCAGCCAGAAUGGAACAGAUCUACAGGGCAUGCCAAUUUGUGCUGAUCUCUCUCCUCAUCACUUGCCACAUUCGUGCAGCAACUGGGAAUUUGACUCUUGCCUAUCAAGCAGGUUGCGAAGACGAACCGCUGUGCCUCAAGUGUGGUCCCACGGGCUGCAUGAAGUGCCCAAAAUACAUUGCCAUCGACAGCAGGAGCUGCGUUUCCGAGUGUGCACGCGGCUACAGCCCUCAGUGGUCCACAAUUCCCGAAUUUAUGGGCCAAAUCUGUAGACCCACAGGGUUUCCCAGUCCCAUCCUGGAGGCAACUGUUGGAAUCUUCGUGGGUUGCAUCCUCUGUGCGGCAAUCAUUGCUGUGGCCCUGUACACAAUUCGUCGCAGGAAGAGACGAAAAUGCCUGCAGGAGGCUCUCAUUGAUGAUACAAUCGAGAAAGCGGAAUUCCUCAAGCAAUUGGACGAGCUCAGACCUAAUGCUGAGUACUUCCUGGCAAUGCUCAACGACACACGACGACAAAUUCGAAAACUCCACCUCGCUGGGGAUACCACAGGAGCAACAGCUUACUGCCAGAUAGUCAGAGAUCUGGCUAAAAUCCUCCUACUAAUCAACAAACCCGUAGAUUUGCUCAAUGGGCCUCCACAUGACUGGAAUCGUCUCUCCUCAUGGGCCGUCAGAAUCCUGGAAAGGUAUAAACCACAAAUUGCCCAGUUGAUUGACUUCCUCCAGAGUCCAGCGGGCGAUCCGAGGCUUGCCGAGUGCCAGCAUCACACAUUCAAGUCCACCACAACAACCUCAACCACCACCGCCAGUGAUUCACCCAACCUGCAAAUGCAGCACUUUGGCUCCCUAAUCAGCCUCCAUGACCUGGAUGAUGUUCAGGCGGCCGGAGAUCCCUUUGAGAGUAACUUUAAUAGCCUCAAACGUAGCUCAGAUAUCACUGGGAGCUCCCUGUGGCUCGAGGAUGAAUUCUUCAAGCUCGGACUGCGACCACAGGAUGAGAUAACGACUGAAUUGUAGUGUGUGUAUGCUUCAAGCUGGAUGUAUGUACCUCCGAGGAUUUUCUCUUACACACACGUGGGACCAAAAAGUGCAACAUUCUUGUACAUUUUUAAUGUGAAAUUUUUCACACAACUUGCUAGUCAAUAAUUCAUUUUGUAAUGUUUUAUUUUUUUUUAUGUACACUUAAGUAGAUGUAAAAGAUGCGCAAAAUAUCGUGAAAAAAAGUAUGAUAAAUUUGAUUAAAAA